This is a messenger RNA of Scomber japonicus (chub mackerel), 1107 nucleotides long. Its product is annotated as beta-1,3-galactosyltransferase 1-like. The coding region runs from base 1 to 1107 and encodes 368 amino acids. Gene Ontology annotation, cellular component: membrane. The transcript has a single exon. Lineage: Eukaryota; Metazoa; Chordata; Actinopteri; Scombriformes; Scombridae. Gene Ontology annotation, molecular function: N-acetyl-beta-D-glucosaminide beta-(1,3)-galactosyltransferase activity. The record is from RefSeq and is a predicted model, not a curated record.
AUGGCGAAUGACUUGAUGAAACAUAACACUACCACCAAAUGGUUAAAUUCAUUUAAAAGUCAGAGCCUUAAUUAUGUCCCUCUUCCCGGUUUGAGUGGACCCAGACGCAGCACCCCCACACCUAAACCGACCUCUGGAUUUACAACUGGAGAAAACUUACAACCUGAGAAUACCACUUUGAAAAUAUCGAGGAAAAUAAAUAACACGGUUGUGACUCAUGAAACAGACUCAGUGGUGACUCAGAAGGAAACUGUGAAGCCUUACGUAUCUCCAGGGCCGUACUACGUGGAAUACCCGUACGAGUACCACUACAUUAUAAAUGAGCCAAAGAAAUGUGAGGAGCAGAAACCUUUCCUGGUUGUGAUGGUUCCUGUCGCGCCCCACAACGUAGAGCAUCGCCAAAUCGUCCGCAGCACCUGGGGAGGCGAAAGCAACAUCGAAGGCAAAACGGUCAAGCUGUUCUUCCUGUUGGGGAUGCACAACGGAGACGGGGUCGGGGUCGGGGUCCAACGGCAGGUCCUGCAGGAGAGCAUAGACCAUCAUGACCUGAUCCAGAGCAACUUCGUGGACUGCUACAAGAACUUAACCAUCAAGACCAUGGUGAUGAUGGAGUGGUUGGACUCCUUCUGCUCCGGUGCGUCGUACGCCAUGAAAGUGGAUUCUGACACCUUCGUAAAUGUGCCGCUUCUCGUCAGGAUGUUGCGCAACGCUCCAAAACAAAACUACAUGACUGGACUCGUGGCGCACAACGCUCAAGUCCUGAGAGAUUCUUCAAGUAAGUGGUUCCUGCCCUGGAACGUUUACCCUAACCCAACCUACCCGACCUAUGCUUUAGGCCUGGGCUACGUCUUGUCUUUAGAUCUCCCUAAAAAGCUAGUUGCAGCAUCCAGAGACGUUAAAGCUCUUUACAUUGAAGAUGUGCAUUUGGGGUUAUGUAUGAAAAAGUUGGGCAUCUCUCCCACCGAUCCUCCGAGGUGGAAUUAUUUUCAAACUAAUUAUUUGCGGUACAAUCGUUGUACUUACUCCCAAUUAAUAGUCUGCUUGCCUGAACAUACUGACCGAUACUGGCUCUGGAAAGAUUAUAAAAGGCCAGGGAAAUACUGCUGA